This is a messenger RNA of [Candida] anglica, 1860 nucleotides long. The record is from the annotation of a GenBank genome assembly. Lineage: Eukaryota; Fungi; Ascomycota; Pichiomycetes; Serinales; Debaryomycetaceae.
AUGUCUGAUAAUAAACGAUUGGGCACGGAAAUCUCUGACGGACUGGAUCUAAAGAGACAGAAAACUUCUGUAAAUGACAGUUUAGGUCCUGAACAGAGAUCAAAUAUAAAUGGGACUCAUCAAUCCACGCCUGGUUCUGGCUCCGUUUCUGCUUCUACGUCUGUUCCUGCGUCUGUUCCUGGCUCUGGUUCGACAACGGCUUCGGUUGCCCCUCAGGGGCCACUCCCCACCAUAGGUAAUGAUCAAUUAGAUGCAAUAUUUAAUGAACCAGUUCCAGAGCUCAACAUAAAGCAAGAGCAAAGAAAUGAUAUCAAUAUUGAUUUUGAUAGUUUGCCGGCAGAUUUCCUCGAUAACAACUCUCCGUUUGAUUUACCGAGUGUUGGUUCAAACAUAGGAACUCCUGAUGCAACCUAUCAAUCAGUGGGCACUCCAAAUCUUGCCACUGGGAAUAAAUCAAUAACAAAUCAACAGGGCAUCAACACAGCCGUGAAAACUAGCGGCAGUUCAACGCCGGUACAAAUAUCAACACCUGUACCAAAUGAUUCUUCUUCCACCAUGUAUCAGAGCAACGUUCCACAAAAUAAUCCACGUAGUUAUACGAAUUCUCCAGCACCAAUCAAACAACAAACUCAACCUCAAUCUCAAACUUAUCCUCAACAAGCACAACAACCACAACGUCCACCACAGGUACAAAAUCAAUCUCAAAAUCAGCAACCAAUCAACAAUUCUACAAAUAAUAAUCACAAUAAAUCAGGAGUAAUAAAUCAAAAUUCACGUCCAAUGAUUUAUAAUCCUAAAUCUGGAUAUAUCACCACAGCUCCACCAAUCAAUAGAAUGAAUCCGUUGGUACAACAAGCCCAAGGUAUCCAAGGAUUGAAUACUUCUAAUAUCGAUGGAAGAUCAGCACAUUCUUCGGGAAAUAGUAAUACCCAUAGUAGUAGUAGUAAUACAACUGGUACUAAUGGGAGCAAAGCAUCUCAGCUUCAUACAAAUGACCCUUCAAAGUUGAACGAUGCAUUGGCAGCAGCUGGUGUUGAUAUUCAACAAGAAGAAGAGUUGCUUAUGCAACAACAUUCAAACCGGAAUAAUAGAUAUACUACACAACAACAACAGUAUUUACAACGUCAAAGACAACAACAAUUUCCUAGAACGUCACCAUUUUUGAAUCCAUAUCAUUUAUCAUCGUUCAUGCAAAGAGUUGCUAGAGAAAAUGGGGUUCAUCAAAAUUUUCUUCAAGAUUCUGAAUUAUUAGAAUUAGUUUCUGCAGCAUGUGAAAAUUGGAUAUCAAAUUUGACUACAAAGACAAUUAUACUUUCACGUCAUAGACGUCGAGGAAUUCCGACUCUUGUAGAAACCAAAAAUGGAUCUGGUAAAAAGGGGAAUUCUACUACUACUCCAUCAAGUCAACGUUCUGAACUUUCAAAGGAACUUCGAAAUAUUGCUGCCAGACAAAAGGAAUUAGAAGAAAGAAGAGUUCAAAAAAGAAUAGCAUUAGGGUUAGAAAAUGGUACUGCCAAUGGAGGAGAUUCUGAAAAUGGGAAAGCUGGUGCUGAAGAAACUUUACAUAGAGCGGCAAAUGCUACAGCUGCAAUGAUGUCUUCAGGUCGUAAGAAAUAUUCUUGGAUGACCCAAGGAGCUAAUGCUGGUGGAGGUGCUGAUGAAAGUAGUAAAUCUGCAGAAGGUGAUACUAAAAGUAAACAAAGUUCUCUCAUUUCUAUUAGAGGAGAUAAUGGAUUAAGAUUCCGUGAGAUUAGAUCGGGGAAAACUGUUACUAUGAAAGAUUUACUUGGAGCGUUAGAAGAGGAACGUAUGGGAACAGAAAAUGCCCUUAUUAAGGGAUACGCUAAGUUAAAGGAUUAA